CAGGCUUCCUACAAUACUCUAUCACAACCACCAAUACUUGGAUGACUAGCGCCAGCGAGACUCGCUCUGCGACGCUCAUUGCGUGGCUCAAGCGACUGGAAGACGAGCACAAGAGCAGCGCUACUUUCAGUACUAUAAAGCUGCUGACCAUUCAUCUACUCGGCGCCGACCACCGUGAAGGCAACUCUGGAGCGGAAACCUUCGAGGUCUUCCGGAACUUUACACGGCAUGUAGCCUAUGCGACUCACGUGACUUCGCUCAAGCUGGUGCUGGUGGGACCCAAUCUAGCCAGAAAACUACACCUCACCGAAUUCUCGCAGGAGUACAGUGAAUCGUACAAGACGUGCAGUGUGGACAUCAGCUACUUCGUGGGCGGCUUCGAGGCUUACUUCGAGGACAAAACGCUCUAUUGCGAGCCAGACCUUGCGGUAUGCUUCAAUGCCGGUAUAUGGGGCUACGAUGAGUGGCUUCCAGCCAUCAGACUAGUGCUGAAUGAGGUACGCGUGCCACUGCUAGUAACAUCGUACAACGAACACGAAGCUGGAGACGACGAGGACGUGCUGGACGAGCUGAUGCCAUUCAUAUGGCUCUGGCGGGCAGAGAAGAACCCGUGUGGGGCUAUCACACCGCGUGCCACAAACAACGAAGAUGGAUCUGUUCUAAAGGAGAACGACUACUGGAUGUGCCUGAGCGGUAGGCAGCAGUGAGGCGGGUGGACAUGUAAAUCUAUCAUCGAAAUUCUAGUCGAGGAAUUCGCACAGCACACCAAGCAUGUUCAAAAGUAGCCUAUCUUUUUUAUCUCUUUAUGCUACGUAGCGUUGCAGGCCCUUUACGGAUGCGGCGGAUUAUC
This is a messenger RNA of Phytophthora nicotianae INRA-310, 850 nucleotides long. RefSeq lists its product as hypothetical. Gene Ontology annotation, cellular component: extrinsic component of mitochondrial inner membrane. The coding region runs from base 42 to 707 and encodes 221 amino acids. The transcript has a single exon. NCBI's taxonomy places the organism in Eukaryota, Oomycota, Peronosporomycetes, Peronosporales, Peronosporaceae. The record is from RefSeq and is a predicted model, not a curated record.